Molecule: messenger RNA, 2901 nt
Organism: Haliotis rufescens (red abalone)
Lineage: Eukaryota; Metazoa; Mollusca; Gastropoda; Lepetellida; Haliotidae
Product: mdm2-binding protein-like
Exons: 20
Coding region: 82-2727 (881 amino acids)
Biological process (GO): protein localization to kinetochore; regulation of protein ubiquitination; traversing start control point of mitotic cell cycle
Cellular component (GO): kinetochore
Source: RefSeq, a predicted model, not a curated record
UUUUGUAAUACCCCUUCUAGCGCCGUUUUCAAAACAUAUCCAAUGUUGUCUGAGAUCAUCAUUGAAUGAUGUUAAAAGUUCAUGCACGGUCGCGAUGAUCGGCGAAUUCACCACCAUUUAUCAGAAGAACGGGCUAAUAUUGUCAUUGUAGGGGUGAUGGCAUAUAUAUUGUUUAUUGCGAAAACAUCAGAUCCUGGAGCUGUUGAUACUAUUCAUCAAUGCCUGGAACACUUGGUGAAAAAACAGAGCACAGGUGAAAAGUGUCUCAAUUCACCACUUGCUCAAGUCCUGUGCACAGACAACCUGUUCAAGACAGCAGAGCUCCAUGGUGGAAGCUGGGUGUCUCCUGGGGAUCUCAGUCUGGACCAGUAUGGGAAGGAGUCGCCUGGUGAUGAGAUAGAGGAAAAAGACAGGGGUGCAGAAGAGAACAGUUUGUCCCACAGACUGCUGCAGGUGUCGGAGUCACUGCCCUAUGCUGGUGUUGAUGUCCAUAUUGUGUUGGUCAGACCAACUCUCCUGGAGGACCCAAAUGGAGCUGAAUGUUACCUCCCUUUGUUCGGCGCCCUGAAGAAGCUGUCAUGUUGGCACAAUGCGGAGAUCACAAUCAUCACAGACAGUGUGUCACAGACACUCCAGGACCUGGGGGAUUUUACAGGUGCUUCCUUCACCUCCCAGAUCUCCAGCAUCCCAUGGGAUGAUGACCGAGUGUGGAGGGGGAAGGUGGCCGUCAUGAACAAAGUGGAAGGUCAAGGUCAUGUGUUCCCCGGCUUUCAGCUGCGGUGUGACGGGGAGGACCUAGAGGCCUUCCUUGACCGUCUGAGGAAGCUGACCAACAAACACCACCAUGAAGAGACGGGUGUUCCUGUGAUGGGGCGGAUGUUGGAGGUCCUCGACCAAGUGGAUGCAAGGACCCUGCCAUCUUUCAUGUUGACACACCACAAACUUCAGCUAUCCGUGUGGCAUCCACAUCACCUGUCGAUGGCGCUGGUACAGGAACUGCUGGACCAGGAGCAGACUGCGGUGAUCGCCCGCCUGGCUGUGUAUGACUCCGCGUCGGUGGUCGACUGUACCCAGAAACUCAGUGCCCAGGCAUGGAGGGAGAGUGUCAUGGCAAAUGUGGACUACGUCAUAGAGCAAGAGGAAGACCUCUUGAGUCCCACCCACUUCCUCCACGUUGUGUUGCGGAGAGAAGACUCCUCCGCUGAUCACCUGACUGCUGUCGUCCUGCGUGACAGUUCGGAAGUAAACGCCGGCUUGUUCCGCAUGGACUCCGGCCUGUACAGCAGUGGGUGUGGUGGGAGCCCGAGUGGGAGGCCCAGCACCAGCCUGGACACCUACCUGAGUGGCCUGCCUCACAUCACGGGGGAGGUGGUCGACCAGCUCAACACUAGCCUUGUCCACAUGCAAACUGGCAUGCUACAGGACUGGAUUGCUGAACUUGAGCAGCAUGGAGAGUCCACUGUGAUGUCGGUGGAGAUGCUGUACAAGUUCCUGGGGCAGAUUCAGCAGAACUUCCUGGACCAGCUGUUCCAGGACGGAGUAUUCCAGGCUGCGGCAAGCAGAGCUGAAGAGUCCAACACCAUUCCUACUCUCGAACCAGAUGUGGAGAUGGACCCCCUGGACUGGCCAGAGAGGAAGGCUGUGCAACACCAGGACACACAGAAACGAGAGAUGCGGCGCUACCAGUCUUCAGAAAGUGCUUGUCUCUCGUCCCCACCACACCCUGAUGAUGGUGUGUCAACAAUAGAAGUGAAGGACUUCAUCAAGUUGUUCAACCCAGAUGGAAGCGCAUACAUCGACAAGCUUUCACCGAUCAGACAGCAGUCAAGACGCAAGCUGACCAAACUCAGUAGUCAGGGGGAGACAACUCUCUUGUGGCCCGACUGCAUGGAUACGCUAUUUCACGGCAUUGACUACUACAAGGACAAAAUAUCAGAGAAGAAUGAAAAACACUACUCCAGUUUACGGGAGAAGUUCAUCAAGAAUGAGACCUGCAGCUCCUUCACGACCAAACGCAUCCUCACCAAGAAGAAACCCCACAAGUCCGAGUCCGGAGACAGGAAGCGAAGGUCAGGGAGUCUCAUGUCGCCGUCCAGGAAGUCGCCGCGAGGUCCACUGACAGCACUGCGGCCGAUGAAGGAGGAGAUCAGACCCAUGUCCCAGCCGUCCCGACAGAAGAUGGUGCUGCAACAUCCAGGGCUGAAGAGUCCACGGAAGCGCAUGACCUUGACCUCCGAGAGGCUGAGGCGAUCGCCACGGAAACAACCCAGUGCUUCCUUCCAGCGCCUCAAGUCAGACAGCCACGUGCUGCCCCUACCACCGAAGAGGAAACGACGAUCAGAUCCAGAUUUGCUCAACCAAUCAGACGACGGAGAUGAUGUAUUCUCAUCACAGAGACUCGAUAAACCGUUACGAUCGAGACCUGUGUCUUCUGCAAGUGUGUCGGAUGAGGAGAUGGCGAGGAAGCAGUCCCGCUCUGAGAGGCACAAAAAGAAACUGGAGCAGAUCGUCAAGUCUGUCCUGGUGCAUCAUGGGGUUGAUGAAGACAGCGCCAUAUUCAAGUCGUGUGCAGACAAACUCUUCCAGGUCACCAAGUUCUUUGUUAAGACUCUCCCCAACUCCAGGAAUCUCAGUCAGGAAAUGAAGAAUAUCGCAGAGGGGCAAGUCACACAGGUGGUGGACCUGGAGAAGAGGCGGCAAGAGAUGAAGAGACCGUCCAGAAAGUAGAUCUGUUCAGUAAUCUCUUCAUCCCUACGUCAAGGAGGCAUCAGUGGCCUGGGGGCAUGGGUGGCCCAGGUGGCCCAGUGGUCUGAGGCGCUGCGAUUUGCUGUGCAGAGUUGCAUCCCUUUGGCACGCCAGAUACCUAUGAUUGUGGUUCAAAUCCCGGUUCGCCCUGAUAAU